Molecule: messenger RNA, 1137 nt
Organism: Linum trigynum
Lineage: Eukaryota; Viridiplantae; Streptophyta; Magnoliopsida; Malpighiales; Linaceae
Source: the annotation of a GenBank genome assembly
AUGGCUUCUUCGAGGAGGGCGGCGAAUCAGACGGCGGAUGAGGAAAAUUCCGAUUCCGUCCCCGGUUGGGGGAAAGUGGUCUACGAGGCGAUUCUGGAUUGGAACACGGUGGUGGUGUUGGCGAAAGGGUUGAAUCUGAAGCCGCGAAGGGAAGUCGAUCCGGCCGAAUUCAGGUGCCAUUUCUCGCUGAGCAACAAUUUGACCAGAGAGGAGAGCUUCGUCUUCACCACCGAAGCCACCGUCGCGGCUCAGGAAGUGGUCCGCUGCUUGCAUCCGGAAAAACAACACCGCGCUUGCCGAAGGAAUCCGCGUCACCGUCAGCCGCGUCGAAGACUCUGCCGCCUCCCCUGCCUCGGCCUCCCCUGCAGCUCUGCCAUCGGUGGCGAAAGUGUACAACCCGAAAUCCCACGGAAUGAGAGGGAAAUGGGAAGAGAAGUACGAGCUCUGCGCUUGCACGAUGCUGUGGAAUCAAGCGUCGGUUUUGAAGGAAUGGGUGAUGUACCACUCGUGGCUGGGAGUGGAGCGAUGGUUCAUCUACGGCAACAACAGCGACGACGGGCUACAAGACGUCGCCGACGAGCUCAACACGCGGAAUCACAAUGUCUCCAGGCACGUCUGGCGUGGAUCAAAGCGCAGGAGGCAGGGUUCUCGCAUUGUGCUCUGAGAGCAAAGUACGAGUGCAAGUGGGUCGGCUUCUUCGACGUCGAUGAGUUCUUCUACUUCCCUCACUACAGUGGCCAAACCCCCUUGCCAGGGCAGAACUCGCUCCGCGCCAUGGUCUCGAACUACACCGAUUCGCCCACGAUCGCGGAGGUGAGGACAAUGUGCCACAGCUUCGGUCCAUCGGGGCUGACAGAACCGCCGAAGCAAGGUGUGACGGUAGGUUACACAUGCAGGCUGCAGGCUCCUGAAAGGCACAAGUCCUUCGUCCGACCGGACCUUCUCGACAUGACGCUGCUGAACAUUGUGCAUCACUUCAAGCUGAGGGAAGGAUACAAGUCGACGAACGUGGCGGAGGGGACGGAGGUGAUCAACCACUACAAGUACCAGGUGUGGGACACUUUCAAGGCCAAGUUUUUCAGGAGGGUUUCGACCUAUGUGACCAACUGGCAGGACGAUCACAUGUAUUUGUGUUGA